Messenger RNA from Photinus pyralis (common eastern firefly), 3884 nucleotides. It is a transcript of the gene Ca-beta, whose product is annotated as voltage-dependent L-type calcium channel subunit beta-2. Gene Ontology annotation, cellular component: voltage-gated calcium channel complex. Gene Ontology annotation, biological process: neuromuscular junction development; regulation of voltage-gated calcium channel activity; chemical synaptic transmission. NCBI's taxonomy places the organism in Eukaryota, Metazoa, Arthropoda, Insecta, Coleoptera, Lampyridae. The transcript is spliced from 12 exons. The coding region runs from base 535 to 2277 and encodes 580 amino acids. The record is from RefSeq and is a predicted model, not a curated record. Gene Ontology annotation, molecular function: protein binding; high voltage-gated calcium channel activity.
UCAUGCGGGUGCUUGUGAUAACUGAUAUGUGAAUAUUUACAAAUAUCCGACACUUUGUGCGCGAUUUCGGGCGACAGCUUAAGACUAAAUUGGGUUGCAAGAUGAGCUAACGGGGCGCGUGAGGUUUGCUCGUAACGGCGGCCGGUCGUUACAAUUAUGUUAUUCCACGGUACUAAUUGAUGUGAUAAGGUGUUGCUAUUUGUGUACACAUAACCUAUAAACAUUCGCCUAUCUCACCAAAUUGGUGGAAUUGGAUAUUGUUUCACGCCUUAUCUGCAAUAUGGCAGCUCCACUUCGUUGACAUCUCAAUGACCAAAUCUAGGUCAUUUUCUUUCGGGGACCCUACAAUUAUUAUAAGUAGUUGGUGUGCAUUCGGCUUGAACCUACGCCUGCAGGGGUGAGUAAACGUUAGUGGCCGAGACAGUGGACAUUUUCGGUAUAACCUACAAACAGUGAUUGCAAUUGUAAGGAACUUUAUUAGAAAUGGUGUGAGGGCGGUGUUGGACGUUUUUACCAUCAUGGUGUAGAGAGGCCAUGACAUCUCGCCAGCCCUCUGCAAUCACCGAUAGUCAGGGGGCCCAAUCCCCACAUCUUGGUGCACAGACUGCAGCAGGGGCGGGCGGUCUAGAGGGUCCCCCAGGGGGUCAAGGUGUCCGCCUUAAGCACAAACCACGUAAAUUUGCCGCCUCGGGCAGCCUCAGUGAUAGCUCCUCCAGUGUUAAACGACAGGAAUCGUCUCCGACUUUGACGCUGAUAUCGUCAAAGGGCUCUGCUGAUUCAAAUUACUCACAGCCCUCUUCGGAUCUGUCGCUGGACGAGGAAAAGGAAAAUCUUCGUCGGGAAAAGGAACGUCAGGCUCUAAGCCAGCUGGAAAAAGCACGAACAAAACCUGUAGCAUUCGCUGUUCGCACCAAUGUUGCCUAUGACGGGUCAUUAGAUGACGACUCACCGGUACACGGAUACGCAAUUUCUUUCGACAUUAGGGAUUUUUUGCACAUAAAGGAAAAAUACGAUAACAACUGGUGGAUAGGGAGACUGGUCAAGGAGGGAUGCGAUGUCGGAUUUAUUCCCUCUCCCGUUAAAUUGGAGAACUUAAGGAUACAAGCAUCACAAACACGAAGUACUAAACUCUACUCCAGUAAGACUAGUUCCAGCUCCAAUAUAGGUGCCACUGGUAACGAUGUUUCCAGAGGUAGCACCCCUCCUACGCCUGGGGAUGAGUCUGAUUCGAUUGGAAACGCAAGAACAGGCAAAUCGCUUACGACACCUCCAGCCAAAGAUAAAAAGAAGCCGUUCUUCAAAAAGCAAGAAGCAACUGCUCCUUAUGAUGUAGUACCCUCUAUGAGGCCUGUUGUAUUAGUUGGUCCUUCGUUGAAAGGAUACGAAGUAACGGAUAUGAUGCAAAAAGCGUUAUUUGAUUUUUUAAAGCAUCGAUUUGAAGGAAAAAUAAUUAUAACGAGAGUUAUGGCUGAUAUAUCAUUAGCAAAACGUUCACUUUUAAACAAUCCAUCAAAAAGAGCAAUAAUGGAAAGAUCCAAUACUCGCUCUACAUGUUUGGCAGAGGUUCAAGCGGAAAUCGAGAGAAUAUUCGAACUCGCCAGAACCUUACAGCUCGUAGUCUUAGAUUGUGACACAAUCAACCAUCCUUCGCAACUUGCCAAAACGUCUCUAGCGCCAAUUGUAGUUUAUCUUAAAAUAACUAGUCCGAAAGUCUUGCAAAGAUUAAUAAAGUCGAGAGGAAAAAGUCAAGUUCGGCAUAUUAAUGUUCAAAUGGUCGCCGCCGAUAAAUUGGCACAGUGUCCGCCGGAAAUGUUCGACGUAAUUUUGGACGAGAACCAAUUGGAGGAUGCUUGCGAACACAUAGCUGAAUAUUUAGAGGCUUACUGGAGAGCAACGCAUCCCGAGGUAGUUCCAAAUGUUACGAGACAAAUUGGGAGUUCGCCCCAGGCUUCACCAAGCGGAGAACCCAUACACGCUACGUUACCUGCCCAUCAUGAUGUUUACGGAUAUUCACAUGACUCUAGAGGUGGAUCAGUGUUUCAUACUGCACACAGUCGUGGUCGUUCACGUUUAGAGCGUGAUCGUGAAUAUGAAGAUUAUUUAGAAAGAGACCCGCAGAGUCAUACUUCAUCGGUGCCUUCUCAUUUAGCAGGGGGUCAAGAUUAUCGUGAGCAUAAUUUAGAUAGAAAUUUACCUCCUCGUGAUCAUCGAGGUGUUAGAGAAGACGAUUUUCCUCCUCAUAGAACAUCAUCAAGAAGAGCCGUUAAUGUUAUCUAGUGGAGGCUUUCUACGGAACAGCCCAUUGAAGAAGAGAUUCAUGAUGACCUCAGUCCUAGAGAAGACGUUUGCUAUAAACCUCAGAUACCUGAAAAUUUUAGAGAUGAUAGGUUCUUGGACGAUCGUCGGCGAGAGCGGGAGCCUAGAAUGGCGGAGAGCAGAAGCCGGUUAGACGAGCAGCUGGACGAAAGACGAUUGGAUGAUCGAAGAAGAGACGAACGUCGGUAUUUUAGAGAACAUAGGUUAGAGAGUCAAACGUAUCGUAACGAAGGCAGAAAUUACCGCCAAGAAUUACUUGACAGGUUUUCAGAUAUGGACUUUGAGGACCAUCAUGAUUAUCGUGAUCGUCAAAGGUAUUUUGAAUAGUUUUAUAUUUACCAAUAUGGAAGUGAGUACAAAUGUAACUUACUUAUGCUUAAGCAAUUAUACCUGCGCCUUUGAUGAUUUCCUGCAAUGAGGUGUUCCGUAUUUGUGAGGAAAAUAUAAACACUUAUGAACUUCUUAAAUUUUGACCAGUUUGGUGCCACAUUUGAGUAUUUAUGCUCAAUUUUUAAUCACUAAAUAAACUAAGUUUGUAUAGUUAUCCAAGCUUUAACGUAGUACUUAUAGAAUUUUUAACUCAUUUGUAAGGAAUGAUAUUGUUGAAAGCUGUAUAAAUUUACGUAUUUUGUAUAUUGUAUGAUAGCCUUCUAAAAGAACUGAAAUUACACUUCGCAAAUACAGUGUUUGAUUUAAUCACAAAUGGUUGUAAGCUGAACUUAAGUGUAGGAUCCUGAUUUCGAAUUAAUUUCGUUUAAAAGAUCUAGGGCAAUGCGUUGUUAUUAUAAAUAUUCUUAUACUAUUAAUAUGAGGAUUGCUUCAGCUUACAUACUAUUUAUAACUAUUAAUUUUUGUAGUUUUAAACUACCUACGUGAUACUGUUGCAUAUUCAAAUUUAUUGUCAUGCAAUGACUGAACUUAGAUAAAUUAUAAACUAUUACAAGUUUGCACCGCUCCGCUAGGUAUGUUUUAUGUAAAAAAAAUGUAUAAAUUUACCUGCAUGAAAAAGAGUAAAAGCUUACCCUACAUCAAUAUUUUAUCAAAAUCCAUUGUUAGACAACUCACAAUUUUUAUUAGCUACUAAUACUCAAAUUACACAAUUAAUAUAUGGAGGACAAUCAAUUAUUGAGUCAUAGCUAAUAGUUUUGUGUUUAAUCAAGUGCAACUAUUCUAACUUAACACAUGAGAACUUUCGGUUUCAUUUAGCUGAACAUUUUGAUUUCUCCUAAAUCCAGGUCUUAUUUUUGCUUGUUUCAUUCCGCUCCUGAAUCUAGAAAAUGCUGCGUACGCAUCCUGUAUAUUAGUUAAUUGCAUAAGAAGGAUCUUUGAUAAUGUGUUCAUUAGUAUUUUAUCUAACUUAAAGUUACAGGAGUAGAUAAUAAAAAUUGUGUACCAUAGAUAUUGAAUACAAAUUUUAAAACAAUAAUAACGAUAUACUUAACGCAUGUACCACUACAGGUAACAAUGCUGACCAAUUCGCUAACUUUUUUUCUGUAAUGUCUGGCAGUAAUCGCUGUACACAACAUUGAUUUUCUGUAAGUAAAGUUGUAUUAAAACGUUAAAACAGA